Messenger RNA from Paecilomyces variotii, 1596 nucleotides. RefSeq names its product kinase domain protein. Gene Ontology annotation, molecular function: protein kinase activity; ATP binding. The record is from RefSeq and is a predicted model, not a curated record. NCBI's taxonomy places the organism in Eukaryota, Fungi, Ascomycota, Eurotiomycetes, Eurotiales, Thermoascaceae. Bases 78 to 1397 code for a protein of 439 amino acids. The transcript is spliced from 5 exons. Gene Ontology annotation, biological process: protein phosphorylation; regulation of mRNA processing; spliceosomal complex assembly.
CAUUGUCGGCCGAUGGUUUCUCCGACGAAUGAAAGCCAAGGCGAAACCGGUGCUUCUCAUCAACUGCAGGAAGCACAAUGGAGAGGCGACUCUUCUAUGUCUUGAGGGAACGAUGUCAUUCGUUUCCUCUUCCCUCACGACCCUCAUUUCAUCUGCGUAUCGUCUCCGCGAUUUCAAGUAUAGGACUAAGCAAGCGUGGCAUAGUUGAUUCCUGCUCUCCUUCAGAACCGCAGGUCUACCCUAGUUCAGGGUGGGAUAGCAUCGAUCCUUCCUUACUUGUUGAAGAGGAAUCAAUUCCUACUUACAGACCUGAAAAGUUCUAUCCGGUCCACAUCGGGGAGAUCUUCAAUCAUAAAUAUCAAGUAGUUGGCAAGUUGGGUUAUGGAUCCAGCGCAACUGUGUGGCUAUGUCGCGACUUAUCCGACCACCGUUAUAUAACAUUAAAAAUUUACACAGCAUCAACAUCUGUGACCCGCGAGAUCGAGGUUUACAAACAUCUCCGGACUAUCCAGUCUAACCACGCCGGUCUGCUGUGCUUACGAUCGUUGAUCGACAACUUUCAGAUCCAGAGCCCCUACGGACAUGGUGUUCACACUUGUCUUGUGCAUCCACCUCUCGGGAUCAGUCUUAGCCAGCUCACCCCGCUACUCCCAGAUAGGGUCAUGAGUAGCGCAAUGGUGAGAACUACCAUUCGGAACAUCCUUGCCGCUCUUGACUUCCUCCACACGGAAGCACGGGUUAUACACACUGAUCUCCAACCAAAUAAUAUUCUCCUAGGUAUCAAGGAUGGCUCGAUUCUUCUCAAAUAUGAGCAAGCAGAAUUUGAAACGCCUGUGCCUCGAAAGACCCUCGAGGACCGUACUAUUUACCUCUCACGGCCGCUCCCCAUCUCAUAUGGGACGCCUGUUCUUUGUGAUUUAGGUGAGGCUCGACUCGGCACAGACCAGCAACGGGGCGAUAUUAUGCCAGACAUCUAUCGAGCACCGGAAGUUGUCUUGAACAUGACUUGGGAUUACAAAGUUGAUAUCUGGAAUGUUGGAAUGUUGAUCUGGGAUCUGUUCGAGCAUCGCCACCUUUUUAGUGCUCGGGAUCCCGAAGGUAAAUUAGAUGAUGGGUAUCAUCUUGCGGAAAUGCAAGCAGUUCUAGGGAGUCCCCCUCCUGAGUUUCUCGCUCGGAGCGAAACGGGUCUCCAGUUUUGGGAUACAACCGGUAAUUGGAAAGGUGUAACUCCCCUUCCGGAUUAUAACCUGGAAACUCUGGAAGAAAGACUCGAAAGUGACGAAAAGGACGACUUUCUGCGUUUCCUCCGACGAAUGUUGUGUUGGAUACCCGAAGAACGAGCCACCGCAGAGGAACUUCUAUUUGAUCCAUGGUUAAUGCAUGGCCUCUUCAAGUGAACCAGGUAUGACUGUCUUCAAGGCUGCCAGCAGUCGGAACUUUGCUUUCCGGCAGGCGCCUUCAAGUCUCACUAAGAUUAGCCAAUUUGGGAUGUGGCUGAUACCGCCUGGAUACGAUAAGAAUAAUGGAUUAUCGUUGGCAGACAAUGCGAUUAGCAAGCAUCCGAACGUCUAGACCGUGGCUAUUCUAUGAAAUUUA